Molecule: messenger RNA, 2544 nt
Organism: Glycine soja
Lineage: Eukaryota; Viridiplantae; Streptophyta; Magnoliopsida; Fabales; Fabaceae
Product: protein CHUP1, chloroplastic-like
Exons: 5
Coding region: 478-2265 (595 amino acids)
Biological process (GO): chloroplast organization
Cellular component (GO): chloroplast outer membrane
Source: RefSeq, a predicted model, not a curated record
UAUCUUAAUUUUUAUUCCUUUCUUAGCUUCUUUCUCUUCAUAAUUCCAACUUAUUUAAUUUCAAUUCUGUUUCUCUCUCUGACAUGACCCUCCUCCCACGUUGCCAUCACCAUUACUACACACGACAAGAAUCAGUGGCCAACGUUUGUUGGUAUAGACUAUAAAGACAUAAUUUUUCAAAGAAUUCGUUUAUGCCCAAUUGUUAUUUUGGCCAUGAGAGGGACAACCUGACACGCAACCCAAGCUACUUGCCAAAAGACAACGUCAAUCCUAUUUAAGUAAAGCUCCAAAUUCAGAUUUUUCUGUACUCCACACCUGAGUUGUUGCCUUCUCAUGUUAAUUUGUGUUGGGUUGCAUAAAACAUAAAUGAAUCUUGUGCUUUUUCCGUGGGUUUGAGAUGGAUGAGGAUGAUGAUGAAGGAAAACUAUGUGAUCUUUCUCUCUCUUCAAGGAUCAAAGGGAAAUUAGAUUAAUUGUGAUGAUGAUGAUCAGAGAGGAAAAGGGUGUGAAGCCUGUUCUACUAAAAUUUGGUUUGGCUUUGGCUCUUUCAUUUGCUGGAUUUAUCUACUCACGCCUCAGAACCAGAAGAAUCAAGCCCUCCAAGUCACGCAAGGGGUGUUCUUUCGGGGCAGCAUUAAGUACUUGCAACGCCAUUUCAGAGGGAAAUUUUCUAUGUUCUGAAGAAACAUGCAUCAACAAGGUGAUAAGUGAUAAAUCUCCCAUUUCUCUCUCUCCUGACAGUACACAAAAUGGAGAUGAAGAUGAGUUCCUCCUACCUGAAUUUAAUGAUCUUGUUAAGGACGUAGACUUUGAAGCCACUGUUGUCAGAAAUUCUUUUAAAGAAGAUAUGGGAGCAGCAUGGUUAAAAGUAGGAUCUUCUAUAGCAUAUUCUGGUCCCGAGAAGGAUGACUAUGAGCAAGAGGUACGUCAACUCAGGAACAUGAUUAGAAUGCUUCAAGACAGGGAACAAAGUCUUGAGGUUCAACUGCUUGAGUUCUGUGGUCUUAGAGAGCAAGAAACAGCAGUGAUGGAGCUCCAAAAUAGAUUGAAAGCAAGUACCAUGGAGGUAAAGAUCUUCAAUCUAAAGGUUAAGACCUUACAGUCUGAGAAUUGGAGAUUAAAGGAACAGGUUGCUGAUCAUGAAAAAGUGCUGACUGAGCUUGAGAAUGCAAAAGCGCAAGUCGAAUUGCUCAAUAAGAAAAUUAGGCAUGAAACUGAACAGAAUAGGGAGAAGAUCAUAACUCUUAAACAGAAAGUUUCAAGGUUGCAAGACCAAGAAUGCAAAGAUGCUGCUUAUGAUCAAGAUAUUCAAAUAAAGAUGCAAAAGCUAAAGUAUCUUGAGUCUGAAGCAGAAGAGUUGAGGAAAUCUAAUUUAAGAUUGCAGAUAGAAAAUUCUGACUUAGCUCGAAGAUUGGAUUCUACCCAGAUCCUUGCAAAUGCAUUUCUGGAAGACCCAGAGGCAGGUGCUGUGAAGCAAGAAAGUGAGUGUCUUAAACAAGAAAAUGUGCGCUUGAUGAAGGAAAUUGAGCAAUUUCAGUCUGAUCGAUGUUCAGAUCUUGAAGAAUUGGUAUAUCUGCGGUGGAUAAAUGCUUGCUUGCGAUAUGAACUAAGAAAUUAUCAAGCCCCACCUGGUAAAACAGUUGCAAAGGACUUAAGCAGAAGCUUAAGCCCUAUGUCUGAGAAGAAAGCCAAGCAGCUUAUACUUGAAUAUGCAAAUGCUAAUGGACCAGGGAACAUUGUGGACUUUGAUAUAGACCAAUGGUCCUCCUCACAGGCUUCUUCUAUCACUGACUUUGGAGAGUGUGAUGAUUUUUCUUCUGCUGAUAAUUCAUCUGCUGCCAGAACUAACACAAACCCGACCAAACUUUUUGGCAAGCUCAGGCAACUGAUACAAGGUAAAGGUAGUAGUCAUCACCAUAGUCAUGCUUCAUCACAAGAAAAAUCUGGAUAUCAAGAUAGCAAUCCUCUUUGUUUGAGCACAUCAACCAGAAGUGAGGGUCUUAGGAGUGAGUUUGCAACCCCCAUUGCCACCUCUAGAACUUCCCUUGAUUUCUCUAGUUUGACGAGUGUGAAGGAAGGUGAUAGGAGAAAUUCAGAUAGUUGUGUCAUGGGAAGCUCAAAUAAAUUCAGUACACGAAAAAAAGGUUCCUUUUCAGAUUCCUUAGGCUUGGAGAAAAAUAAUUUGGAGAAAUAUGCAGAAGCUUUAAAAGAUUCUAGCGUGAGUGCUACACAUCAAAGACGUAGAAGAUCAGCAUCAUGUAGUUAGUUUAUUGUAACUUAUUAUCAAUAUGCAAAGAUCUUAUCCUUUUGAACUGUGAAUAUCAUGCAUUAGAAAUAUAGGUGGUACAGUAGACAACGUAAAUUAGCCGUUAGGUUAGUUCAGACACCAUCCAUGUAUUAAAUAAGAAUGCAUUUUCAGUCAUAGGCUUACUUCAAAUAAGAAUGCAUUUUCAAUCAUUGUCAUACUUCAAUAUUAUCUUAGUUCAUAUUACCACUGUACAACAUUUUUUAUCUUGGAAAAUGAUAGUUGUCACAAUUUUUUUUC